Acaulospora morrowiae is the source of this 471-nucleotide messenger RNA. The record is from the annotation of a GenBank genome assembly. Lineage: Eukaryota; Fungi; Glomeromycota; Glomeromycetes; Diversisporales; Acaulosporaceae.
GCAAAAAUCACACGCAAGCAUCUGACAUAUAUAGCUUCGGUGUUAUUAUGGUGGAAAUAACUACUGGAACACCACCAUUUGACGGUCAUUUAUUUAAUGAGGAUUUAGCAUUAAAAAUCUGUAGAGGAUCAAGACCAAAAUGUGCCGAAGGGACUCCUGAUUUUUAUGUCAAAUUUUCGGAACUAUGUAUGAAUUUUGAUCCACAAAAACGGCCUACUGCUAAAGAAAUUUUUCAAAAGUUAGAAGAAUGGUAUCAGUUGAUUAAUGAAUUUGAUAAAACUGAUGAUACUCAAGAGCUUGACACAUUUGAAUCCGAUGAAAUUGAUGAAUCAAAAUUAGAAAAGUUUAAUAAAUUCUUUGAAUCUGAUGAAAAAGUUAAACAGUUGCCGAUGGCUGAGCAAAUACACCCACAUUCUGAGUAUACAAGAAAAUUUAUUAAUAUUGAUGUUGUUUCCGAACGGUAUCGAGAAG